AUGAGCGUCGGCUCCGCCGCGGCGCUCGUCGCCGGCACGACCGUCGGCGCCGGCGUGCUCGCGCUGCCGGCGGCGACGCGCGGCGCGGGCUUCGUCGCGUCGAGCGGCGUGCUCGUCGCGUCGUGGGCGUUCAUGGCCGUCGCCGCGCUCCUCGUCGCGGAGACGUCCGUCGGCGUCGUCUGCGCGACGGGCCGCGUCGACCUGGGCUUCCUGGCGACGGUGCGGUCGCUCUGCGGGCCGCGCGUCGGGUCCGUGGCGGGCGCGGCCUACGCGUUCAUCCACUACGCGCUCUUGGUCGCGUACGCGGCGCAGGGCGGCGCGCUGCUGGCGGGCGCCGUCGGCGCGGACCCGGCCCUCGGCGCCGUGGCCUUCUCCGGCGUGCUGGGGGGGACCGUGGCCUUCGGGUCCGGCGACGUCGUCGACGCGGUCAACAACGCGUUCGUCGUCGUCGUCGUCGCGUCCUUUUCGGCGCUCCUGUGCCUCGGCUCGGGCGAGUUCGACGCGGGCCGGCUCCUCGCGACGUCCGGCGACGCGGGUGCGGCCUUCGGCGCCGUGCCCAUCUCCAUCCUCGCGCUCGUGUACCACAACGUCGUGCCGCUCGUCGCGACGCGGCUCAAAGGCGACCGGCCGAAGAUCGCGGCCGCGAUCCUCGCCGGCUCGGCCGUGCCCCUGGUCAUGUUCCUCCUCUGGAACGGCCUCAUCCUGGGCUCCGUGGACGGCGACGCCGUCGCCGCGGCGGGCGGCGACCCCGUCGCCGCGCUCGUCGCCGCGGAGGGCGGCGCGGCCGCGCCCGCGCUCGGGCCUACGGUCGCGCUCUUCAGCCUCUCGGCCGUCGUCACGUCCUUCGUCGGCUUCUAUUUCGGGCUGCGCACCUACCUGCGGGACCUCUUCCUCGGCGACGGCGGCGGCGGCCCGCUCGCGGACGCCGCGGAGAGCGAGGUCCUGCUCGCGGCGCUCGUCCUCGCGCCGCCGACGCUCGUCGCCUGCGUCGACCCGAAGAUCUUCCUCCCGGCGCUCGACGCCGCGGGCACCUUCGGCAUCACGACGCUCUUCGGCAUCAUCCCGGCCGUCGCGGCCUACCGGCAGCGCGAAGGGGCCGCGGACGGCGAGGUCUACGUCCCCGGCGGCGCCGCGACGCUGGGGGCGAUGGUCGCCAUCUCCGCGGCCGUCCUCGGCGAGGGCGUGCUCGACGGCGUGGGGGUGCUGUAG
Molecule: messenger RNA, 1209 nt
Organism: Aureococcus anophagefferens
Lineage: Eukaryota; Pelagophyceae; Pelagomonadales; Pelagomonadaceae
Gene: AOT8
Exons: 1
Coding region: 1-1209 (402 amino acids)
Biological process (GO): amino acid transmembrane transport
Source: RefSeq, a predicted model, not a curated record